GAGGAGGAGGAAGAAGACACAGCAGAGACCAAGUAAGUCUGAAAUCUAACCAGUGACAACCUGUCACUAACCCUAAACCCUGACACUGCUACUGUUCCACUUAUACUUGUAACCUGUGACCUUUGACCGUUGUCAGUGUCGUAGUCCCCUGUAGCUGAAUCUGCAAUCUCCCUCCUCUCCUCCUAUUUUCUCCUUCCCAUCUCCACUUGUCCUCUUUCCAUUCCUUCCCUGUAUCUCUGUCCCAUCUAUGUAACAUACUGCCCUGAGCUACCUUGCCCUGCCAUGGCUGAUGUUGCUGACUGACAGUAAGUUUACAUCCAAAAUGAUAAACAGGCCAGUGGCGGCGGCUCCCAUCCAGAGGAGCUCCAGUGUGGGAGGAGAGAUGUGCUCUCUGAACAGGAAUGAUGACGAUGAUGACGACAAGAAGAGGCGCUCAAGCUUCGGUGCUAAAAUAAUGGGGAUGGUCGGCCUCGGGAAGAAAAGCCAGAGCGCCACGCAGAUCAAUGAUGAGGAGGAGGAAGGGAAGAAGAAGAUAAUUCGUCUGCCAGUCCAGAGGAGUGUUGAGACGGGAUUGGCCAUCGAGUUCAAGAGCAGAUUGACACGGCAGGUCAGCCGAGAGUCUUCCGACCCUGACGCAGAGGCCAAGCCGGGAAAUCUUAUCUUCCCCGGUGUCCGUAUCACAUCUGACAUCCACUUCACUGAGUUCCUGGAAGGGUUGGGCCCCGCACAGCUAGCCGGUAGACAGACACUUGCCACGCCACCAAUGGGUGACAUCCAGAUAGGGAUGGUGUACAGGAAAGAACGUCUGGACGUGGAGGUCAUCAGGGCCAGAGGACUUGUGGGUAAACAAGGCAACAAGCAGCUGCCAGCCCCCUAUGUGAAAGUAUAUCUGAUGGACAACGGGAAAUGCAUAGUCAAAAAGAAAACCAGACUGGCUAAAAAAACAUUGGAUCCCCUCUACCAACAACAACUUCAGUUUGAGGAGAGUCCAGAGGGGAAGGUUUUACAGAUAAUCGUGUGGGGGGACUAUGGACGCAUGGACCACAAAUCCUUUAUGGGAGCUGCUCAGAUACUUUUGGAUGAUUUAGAUUUAUCCAACAUGGUGAUUGGUUGGUUCAAACUGUUCCCCCCCACCUCAUUGGUGGAUCCAACUUUGGCACCUUUAACUAGCAAAGCAGCAGUAGCAGAACAAGCUGCAAAUGCAGCAAAAUUAAAGGACAGCUAGCAUUGUCAUAGAAAUAAGCAACAGGAGGUAAGUCUGCCAGGCCACACCCUCUUGGGCCAAGCCCUGGUUACCCUGGUAACACUGCAUGCUUGAUGUUCUGAGCCCAUGAAGAGGGGGGGUAGAGUCUGGAGCAGGCCAUCUGAUCUUACUGCAACAAGGUGCCCCCUGCGGGUGGAACUGUCUUACUGCAACAUGGGUCAGGAAACCCUAACGCCAACCCCCCCGGGUCUACACCCCUCCUAGGGAGGACCAGACAGGCACAUGAACCUGUGGCAAGAAAAGGAAAGAAGAAGUGGAAUGAAUUCAGUGGUACUAGAUUUCAGUCUGUUAAAUCCAUGAGGAAAUAGAAUAACUAAUUCAUGAGUUGGAUUAGGGUUAGUUGUACAGUUUGUCAUGACGUGGCCCUUUCUGGGUGUAGAUUGUGGCUUCCCCCUCUCUCACUGUCUCCUACACCCAGGUUCUGUUAUCUCAGGUCGUAAAUUCCUGGCGGAGGCUCUCUUCCCUUUUCAUACAGAGAGAGACCACAGAGUGAACAAUGGAUUUCACGUGGCCGAACUCGUAAAUCCCCAAAAUGGAGAAAAUGAAACUAUAUGUCCUCUUGUGAGAAUGUGGGAAGGGUCUGUGGACACUUAAGGGACAGUUAUGUUGAGUGUGUUUCAUUUGGUGACCUCACGAAGGACAGGAAACACACAUAACUAUAUCUCUGAAUGUGUACAUUUCUCAAGUUUGUUGUUUGCAUCUAAUUCUUGUAUGAAAUGAAUGAGUAAGGAUGAAACUCUUUGUGAAAUUAAUUUUAAAGUUUAACUAAGUCAUUGGCCCGCCCCCGUGAGCACAGACAUGAUCUGGCGUCAUGGAACCGCCUUUUCUAUUGUUACGAAUAAACCCCCUUCUGAGGAAAUCCGCUUCAGACUAAGCAAACCCACAACGUGAGCUGUAAUUGCGAAUAGUUAAUACCAUGCAUACCUCGGUGUAAGCUGUGUAGCACAGGCUUGAGUACCAAGACAAGAAAACCAUACCACGUGGAGCAUUGGCUACACGGCUGGAAAUGGUUAAACUCUGAGAUUAUCGAUCCCCACAGAAUAAAAUAGAUAGAUACUAGUUACUAGUCUGUAGUUAGGAAUUAUGUAAACCUGGGACGAGAAUACCGAAAACUUCCGAAACAUCUAUGAGAACAUUUCUGAAUGGUACUCUGAAGUAUCCAUUCUAACCAUGAAAGACUGAUCUUCAGGGAAACAGAAAGAGAGAGAGAGACUCGGAUGAACUUUCCAGCAGACAGACCGGAUUCCAACAGAGAAGACAAAAGACACAUCAUAAAUAUGUACUUGCAAUUAUUAUCGACUGAGCGGGUGUUCAUGUGCGAAGGAUGAGCAUUUCAAUAUAUAAAAUUAUAGACUGUAAUGAAUCCAUUUUGUCUUACCCUUUGUCCACCAAGCUGUCAUAUCGGCUUAGCCCACUAGGGAAUCUUCCCUAUCAUUGUUAGUAACCAAUAUCUACUGUUUGUUUAUUUAUGCAUUUCUGUCAUUAUUUAGUUAGUAAAUAAAUUA
This is a messenger RNA of Oncorhynchus masou masou (cherry salmon), 2769 nucleotides long. RefSeq names its product regulating synaptic membrane exocytosis protein 2-like. The coding region runs from base 290 to 1225 and encodes 311 amino acids. Gene Ontology annotation, molecular function: transmembrane transporter binding; small GTPase binding. Lineage: Eukaryota; Metazoa; Chordata; Actinopteri; Salmoniformes; Salmonidae. Gene Ontology annotation, biological process: regulation of membrane potential; regulation of synaptic vesicle exocytosis; calcium ion-regulated exocytosis of neurotransmitter. Gene Ontology annotation, cellular component: cytoskeleton of presynaptic active zone; presynaptic membrane. The transcript has 6 exons. The record is from RefSeq and is a predicted model, not a curated record.